This is a messenger RNA of Salmo salar (Atlantic salmon), 2897 nucleotides long. The record is from RefSeq and is a predicted model, not a curated record. NCBI's taxonomy places the organism in Eukaryota, Metazoa, Chordata, Actinopteri, Salmoniformes, Salmonidae.
AGAGAGAGAGGUGGAUGAGUGCAAGGACGAUAGAUAAGGAGAAGGCAACACCCAAACUUGUUGACCGACUAUGUAUUUACUGUGUAUGUGAGAGAGAAGGAUGUCGCUCCUGAUGCAUCUAACGUUCGAAUGUUGCUGGUGUUGAAAAGAAAACCCGGAGCUUUUUGUUGUUGUAUUGAUCUACAGUAGCCUAGCGUGGGAUAUUGUAUUUUUGUAUCUAUAGGUUCGUGUUUUUGGGUUGCAUUUCCAAGCGUUGGUGGCAGCAGAAGCAACAUUUCAGCUGGUGUUGAUGGAAGACUUCCCAGUUUUGCAGAGUUGCACGUUGCGAAUGCAAGACUGGAUGUAGCUGAUUGGAGUAGCGGAAUUGGUGAUCACACAGCCGAGUGGGAGGAAGCCGAGUGGGAGGAGGGGAGAUUCUGAAGUGGGUUUUUCUGUGUGUGACUCUCCAGCGGCCAUGUUAUCCAAGAAGCCGUGCGCUGCCGUCUACCCAACUGGCAAAGGGGGUGAGAUCUGCCAGCUCCAGUCUUCCCCCGGAAUCGGAGUCGGGGAUCCCCGGGCCGGUGUAGCGACAGACCCGCCAUCGCCCGUCACACUACCACCGCUCAGGAAUACCAAGUCGCUCACGGUUGGAGGCAAUAAGCACACCAUGAGUGACCACAUGCACGUGGGGAACCACCAACAGAUCCACGUUCAACAGCUGUUUGAGGAGAACAGCAACAAACGGACAGUGUUGACUGCACAGCCCAAUGGGUUGACCUCUGUGGGCCGGGCAGGGCUACCGCAGCCUGACCGACAGCAGCCUGACCGACAGCAGCCUGACCGACAGCAGCCCGACAUCACCACUACCACGGCCCAGUGUCGGCAGGCCAGCUCAGCCUCCCUCAAGUCCACCGACAGCAAGCCUCAGCCCGCCACCCUGACCCCGGAUCAGGCCAUGAAGCAGUUCAUGCCCAAGCUUACGGCCUUCGAGCACCAUGAGAUAUUCAGCUACCCAGAAGUGUACUUCGCUGGCCCCAACGCCAAGAAGAGGCCGGGGGUGAUCGGGGGGUCCAACAACGGAGGCUACGAUGACGAUCAGGGCUCCUACAUCCAGGUGCCCCACGACCACGUCUCCUACCGCUACGAGGUUCUCAAGGUGAUUGGCAAGGGCAGUUUCGGUCAGGUGGUGAAGGCCUACGAUCACAAGGCCCACUGCCACGUGGCGCUGAAGAUGGUGAGGAAUGAGAAGAGGUUCCACCGCCAGGCGGCGGAGGAGAUCCGGAUCCUGGAGCACCUGAGGAAGCAGGACAAAGACUCCACCAUGAACGUGAUCCACAUGCUGGAGAACUUCACAUUCCGUAACCACAUCUGCAUGACCUUUGAACUCCUCAGCAUGAACCUCUACGAGCUCAUCAAGAAGAACAAGUUCCAGGGCUUCAGCUUGCCACUCGUCAGGAAGUUCGCCCACUCUAUCCUGCAGUGUCUGGACUCACUGCACAAGAACCGUAUCAUCCACUGUGACCUGAAGCCAGAGAACAUUCUCCUGAAGCAGCAGGGACGCAGCGGGAUCAAGGUGAUCGACUUUGGCUCUAGUUGCUACGAGCACCAGCGGGUUUACACCUACAUCCAGUCUCGUUUUUACAGAGCUCCUGAGGUCAUCCUGGGGUCACGCUAUGGGAUGCCUAUUGACAUGUGGAGCCUGGGCUGUAUCUUAGCAGAGUUACUCACUGGGUACCCUCUCCUGCCGGGCGAAGAUGAAGGGGACCAACUGGCAUGCGUCAUCGAGCUGCUGGGCAUGCCCUCGCAGAAGCUGCUGGACUCUUCCAAGAGAGCCAAAAACUUUGUGAGCUCCAAGGGUUACCGGUACUGCGCGGUGACGACCCUGCCAGACGGCUCGGUGGUGCUGAAGGGGCGGUCCCGCCGGGGCAAGCUGAGGGGACCCCCGGGGAGCAAGGAGUGGGUGACGGCCUUGAAGGGCUGCGAUGACCCCCUGUUCCUGGACUUCAUCAAGCAGUGUCUGGAGUGGGACCCUGCCGUGCGCAUGACCCCCAGCCAGGCCCUCAGGCACCCCUGGCUCAGGAGGCGCUUGCCCAAACCUCCCACGGGGGACAAAACGGCCGUGAAGCGUAUCACCGACGGGGGCUCUGGUGCUAUCACCUCAAUCUCCAAAUUACCCCCCACCUCGGGCUCCACCUCCAAGAUAAGGACUAACCUGGCACAAAUGACGGACGCUAACGGGAACAUCCAACAGAGGACAGUGUUGCCAAAACUAGUCAGUUGAAGGAACAGUAAACAACACUAGUUGGUUGUCUAAUCUAGGAUAUCUCUUCUUACUGGUUUGGUUGGUUUUUUAAAUGGAGAGAUGAUUGUGUCCAUCUCUGAGAGCAAAAACAACCGGGGAAGCCAAACAGUACUAGUCCCAGUACUCAACAGUGUGGUUUUUAGACAGAGGGGAUUAUUCAGCGUUAUUAUUCACUGCAUCAUUGUUUAGCAGCUCUGUAGCAGCUUUUAUCGAAAUAUAAACAAGACAAAAACAUGAAAGUGGUCAUGAUGAAGGGAACAAAGCUUUUAGGUGUUUAGUCUCAGGACUGUGUGCUAUGAUGGGGCAGGUGGCUACCGUUCACACAAUCUGGCCCAAGCAGAGAUUGAUAACCUGGGCAUGAUAGUGUAGAAAAACAGAAUGGGUGGCUGGCCACGAUAAACACAUGUCCAUAACUAACUCAUUUCAGACACUGGAGAUAUUUAGGCUCUGCUUCUCUACCUUAUCUGAUUAACAUUGUGACAUUAAAUAGCUGUGAGAAAGGUGUUUUUUAUAAGCUAAGAUAAUAGUAUCUGAGAUGAGGUUUUGGUCAAAGAAAUGCAAGGAGGAUGGAAAGUGACUGUUUUAAGACUGUUAAGAGUUAAAGUGAGAGGUUGGA